Cottoperca gobio is the source of this 4372-nucleotide messenger RNA. It is a transcript of the gene kbtbd7, whose product is annotated as kelch repeat and BTB (POZ) domain containing 7. Gene Ontology annotation, molecular function: protein binding. The transcript has a single exon. Bases 484 to 2355 code for a protein of 623 amino acids. The record is from RefSeq and is a predicted model, not a curated record. Lineage: Eukaryota; Metazoa; Chordata; Actinopteri; Perciformes; Bovichtidae.
GGCAAACGUGGGGACUGGCACAAUAAUUAUUCGAUGAUUUAUUGAAUUGGAUAUGGAGUGAAAACAAAGAACACUUCUACUUGAAACGGGGUUUUAUUUUGGCAACGUCUCCCGGAAAAUGUAGUUUCAAUCCGCGGACCGUAUGACACUCAAACAAUCAUCUGCAUUCACCAGAAAAAAUAGAGAAAAUUGAUACUACUCUCACAGUGACUCUCUUGGUAUAAUUUAUGGACUAUCCCUGAUUUAUUCUUGACAUUAUGAUCAGUUGGAGGCCGAGAACUAGUGGCUUUCAUACACACUGGUGACCGUUCAGCUGGUAAUGUAUUUUUCACAUCUUAUGUUUGAUUUCCUUCUAUAAACGGAUGUUUCAUUAUCAGCGCACGGACCCUCUCGCGUUUUUCAAGUAUGUCAACCGCAUUACAGCGGGUUGUUUGACACCUUCGCCGACGUAAAAUAGCAAAAUUGCUCACUGAAGUUGCAGCAAUGGCUUCGGCGCUGAGUUGCUUCAGUGGUCCCGAGGUGUUGGAGGACGUGAAUCACGCUCGGGGUUUGAUGGACGAGUUGAAAUUACUGUACGACUGCCGGCUGCUCGGGGACGUUACUAUCGGAGUUGAGUGUGAAGAGGAGUCACUGGAGCCCAGCGGGGAGUCAGCCAGCGGUGACAUUGACCAACUUUUCCUAUGUAGCCGCAACGUCCUCGCAGCUGCCAGCCCUUACUUCAAAAGCAUGUUCACCGGGGGGUUAAAUGAGAGCAUGCAGCAGAGAGUGGUCAUCCGCGGGGUGGACUCUGAGUCCAUGUCUGUUAUAAUUGACUAUUGUUACACAGGCAGGGCGACCAUCACGGAGAGCAACGUCCAGAGGCUGUACGCAGCAGCCAAUAUGCUCCAGCUUGAGUACAUCAGGAAAGCUUGCUCCAGCUUCAUGACAAGGAGGCUGGACCUCUCCAACUGUGUGGGGAUACUGAAAUUUGCCGAUUCGUAUGACAAUCCUGAAUUGAAGGAGAAUGCACAAGCUUUCAUAGCCAGGAACUUUAGCCAGGUGUGUAAUGGAGGGGAUCUUUGUGACCUGGAUCUGAUGCAACUGAAGGAGAUGUUGUCUCUGGACGCUUUGGAUGUGGACUGUGAAAAGAAGGUAUGCUCCGCUGCUUUGCAGUGGAUAGAGGCGAAUGCACCACAGAAAAGGGAGGAUGCACUGCAGGCACUGAAGUGUGUGCGCUGGAACUUGUUCACCGAGACGGACAAGUGUUACCUGGAGGGCCUCAUGGCAAGGCCUUUAAUUGAGAAAUACCUUGAAACUUUCUUUAACAGGUCUGCAGAGGACAUAUGCGGUAUACCCGCAACUCUGGACUUAGCAAAACACAGAAUAGGUGUAAAUGCAAAAGAAAUGAUUCUCUUCUUCGGCCUACCCAAUGACAACAUAAUGUGCUGCGACCCUUACUCAGAGGACCUGUACUUCAUGGCUCCUCCUUUAGAAGACCUCAGCAGUCAGGAUUACAAACGUUCCACCAUGGAGUCCUUAAUCGCCUGUGCCACACCUGAAAACAACUUGUACCUGGCCUCUCACCUCUCUAAACACUUCUGGCUCUACAACCCUGUGCUCAACAGCUGGCAGGAGUUGGCAGAGAGGCCGCUGGGGAGGAUUCACUCUGGGAUGGGCUACCUCAACGGCCAUGUGUACCUUCUGGGAGGAAGAAAUCCAGUGACUGAUGCCAGACUGAAGGAGGUGGAGUGCUACAGCGUCCAGAGGAACCAGUGGACGUUUGUGGCUCCUUUGCCUCAUUCUUUAGGUAAAAUGCAGGUAGUGGCACUAAAUGAUCACCUGUAUGUGGUGAACAAAAGGAGAAUGCUAUGCUAUGACCCCAAGAGGAAUCGCUGGCGCCACUGUGGAUCACUGAGAAGGGACAAGCUUCAUAAGGCGUGUGUGUAUCAGGACCAGAUCAUCUGUGUGUGUGACAUCCCUGUGGUGAAAGCCUACAGCCCUACCAGAGGGGAAUGGAAGAGGCUGGGUGACAUUCCCAUUGACAGUCGUGCUCUAAAUUACCAAGUCAUCCAGCACAACAACAAGUUGCUGCUUCUCACUCAGACUUUACUGCAGCACAACAAAAACAGGGUCCUCAUCCAUGAGUACGACCCAGCCAGGGACACCUGGAAGAACAUCAUGGCAGUGUAUGUGUCCACCCUGGGGCCUGUGUGUGUUUCAACACGCGUGUACCCGGCUUGCCUGGGCUCUGCUCACAGCUUCUCUACAGAAGAGGACGAUGACAGUGGCUCCAGUGCCGACUGGGACUUUGAUGGGUUGACAGAUGCAGACUCUGACUCUGGCAGCUCAAGCUCUUUCUCAGAUGAGAACUGGUAGUAAAAUGUGCUACUGUGUCAAAGAAAUGUUAUUUAUAAUUUAUUGGAUUAUUACAGGGUUCUAUCCGCUAGAAGAGGUGACAGAUCCAGAUUAAAAUCAGUAUUAAAGCCAGCCAUUUACAGUAGAAGUAGUCCAUCAAAAUCUUUAUUUCACAUGGAUGUCAGCUUUCUCUAGUCUUGCAAAUGAUUAUUUACUGAAGAGAAUAAACUCCGCAGAGUUGGUUUCAUAAAUGCCAAGAUACAAGGGCUUUGUUGUUGAAUUUAUAUCAUGUGCUGCCAGAAUUAAAGACGGUAGGUCUGGUAGAGUCUUGUUUACACAAUAACUCAAGAAAAAUAGGUGAUGUUAACAUAACUGUUCCCCUAUAGAGCCAUAAUUUACCACAUUAACAAGGGCAGCUGAGUGAAGGUUACUCCAGAGAUGUAGUAUUGCACUUCCAUAACAUUGGGGGAAAUAGCAAGAGACAGAUUAACAAAAACUGAAGAACAAUCAAAGCAGCAGAGGCUGUUAUAUUCUGACUUUUUCUCUCUAAGGUCGUCCUACAUUUCCCAUAAUGCAGUGGUUUCCAAACUGAGCCUUUGGAAUGAAAGUAAAGUUUAAUAUCCCUUUUCACAGCUGAGACGUUUCAAACGUGUCAAACACAGGUGUUACUAAUGAGAUAAUUAAUUGCUGGAACAUCGUUAAUGUUAUUACUUCCACCUGUGCUCGUCCGUCAAAAAUGUCUGCCGUGAACAAGGUCUGGGAAUUUAAUUCAAGAGUGCUCUGACGCUGCAAUGUUUUAGGUAAAAGAUUAACAGACUUUUGACGGGGUGGAAAACAAGAACUGGUGACGCUCAUCAAGAAAAACGCAUCAGUAAAAUCCAAAGAAUCCUGCUCUUCAGUUCAAUGUUGAUUAUAAUAGGAAUGUGUUGUGUUCAUGGUGUGUUACAUCUCUGUUGGCUACAUUUUUUUUAAAAUUUUAAUAUGGCAAAAAAGAGUUUGGGAACCACUGCCCUUUAUACUUGAUAAUGCUCCUCCAGAGCCACAAAAGACUUUAUAGGUAACAGUUUGCACAGGCUGAGUAGUACUCCCCAUGAAUAUUCACUUUGACGUGUUUGACGGCGGAGGGUCUCUUUUAAUGCUCGGGGCUUGUGUUGUGUUGUAGAAAGACAGAAUAUACAUUUCUAUUUAGCUUGAGCACACCUGUUUUAGGAUUAGGUGUAAAAUCAUUACUGUGACUUUUGGGACAGCAGGCAGUUCAAGUGCCUCACAGUUUAUGACUUCAAACACAUCAAGCAAAGGGCUUUAAAAUUUGCUGUCCUUUUUUAUGUUGUUGAUGCACUUCAAGAUGUCACACACACACCGCCAAUGUGUGUGUGUGUGUGUGCACAAGCCAAUGUACUGUAAGCUCACUCAGGUUUAGGCUUCAGUAAAAGCCUGUAUGCCAUGAUUUUAAUUUUGUUUUUGAGAUGUAGUGAAAUUAGGUGAUUUUGGUGAGAAAUUAUACAUUUUAUGAAAUUUAUUUCAAAAUAUUUAAUGGAGUGUAUGUGUUUUCUUAUCUAUGAAUUUUAACUUUAAUAAUCGGGAACCAAAAUGUUUCACAAACUUGAGUAUUAUUUGGUCCUGAUGAAUUGUUUUAGUUGGAGGUAGGUUGUCUGCAUGUAGCCUAAUAAAACUGUUGCAAAGCCAUCGUCCUCCCUAACCGCCCCGUUCACUCACUUACCAGUUUAUUAGUUGUGUUGAAACAGUUUCUAAUGUGUCUACUUUCAUUUAUUUAAAUGUUAGAGAAAAUAUUAGAAAUACCUCCAGUAUAUAAUGCAAUACUACAAACAGCCUCAGAAAUUAACAUGAAGUUGAAUCAACAUGUGUAACACUGAAUAUUAUAACCUUCAUGAAGGUAGGUUUUAUUACAGGGGUGUUGUAUGAGACUAUUAGAUAGUUACUAGUGGCUAGUUGUACCUAAUAAACUGGUAAAUGAGUGCUUAAUGUCGUACCCUGAUGGAUAACUGAAGUGUUACAUUUUUAGUUUUGUGUGUUUGAG